AUGGCUGUAAAAGCCUCCGUCCUCGUCGCCAGUGCCAUCGCGACACUGGCACGGGCAGCGCAGCCCGGAGCUGCUUCUCCCAUCGCCGCGCCCAUGCGAGACCUCGUCUGGGGCAAGCUCAACUUCCUUCACACGACAGAUACCCACGGCUGGCACGGCGGACAUCUGCAAGAAGCACAAUAUUCGGCCGAUUGGGGCGAUUACAUAUCAUUUGCCGAGCAUCUUCAAAAAGAAGCUGACGAGCAGGGCGUUGAUCUGCUCCUCGUCGACACAGGCGAUCGCGUCGAAGGCAACGGACUAUACGAUGCCUCAAAUCCUAAGGGGAAAUACUACUUUGACAUAUACCGCGAGCAGGACGUCGACAUAAUAUGCACAGGAAACCACGAGCUGUACCAUGCCUCAACUGCCGAUGGAGAGCACCUGCGGACCGUCCCGAACUUCCAGGAGAAGUACAUUGCGUCCAACCUGGACUACAUCGACCCUAAGACGGGACUGCAGAUCCCCAUGGCGCAGCGGUACCGCAAGUUCCAGACCAAGAACCAGAAGCUGACCAUUGUCGCCAUGGGUUUUCUUUUCGACUUUACCGGAAAUGCCAAUAACACGGUGGUGCAGCCUGUGAGGGAGACCAUCAAGGAGCAGUGGUUCCAGGACGCCAUCAGAGAGAACCCGGAUGUGUUUGUGGUGAUCGGCCACGUCGGCGUGAAGAUGCCCGAGUUCAAGGAGAUCUUCACAGCCAUUCGUAAGCAGAAUUGGUUCACGCCCAUCCUGUUCUUCGGCGGCCAUGUGCACGUGCGUGACGCGACGGCGUAUGACUCCAAGUCGUUUGCUAUCGCCAGCGGUCGUUACUUUGAGACGAUCGGCUGGAUGUCGGUGGACGGUGAUCUGAAGAGGACAACCAAGGACGUCGUCGCUGCUGCUGCCAUCGACGUACCGCCCUCGGCUGAGGUCGCGGGACUCUCAUUCCACCGCAGGUAUAUCGACAACAACCUGUUGGGUCUCUACUACCACACCGGGUUGGACGAGUCCACGUUCUCUACCGACCAUGGACGAAACGUGUCGCAAAUGAUCGCCCAGGCCCGCAAGGAUCUCGAUCUGGAUUACACGUUCGGUUGUGCGCCGAAGGACCUGUGGAUGACGAGGGCGCCCUAUCCUUCCGAGGACAGCAUCUACACGUGGCUCGAGAAGGAGGUUCUUCCUGAGAUCGCCAUCAAUAACGAUCGGAAGGAUGUCCCUCGUCUGGUCAUCAUGAACACCGGUGCUAUCCGGUUCGACAUCUUCAAGGGCAAGUUCACGAGAGAUACCACAUACAUCAUCUCGCCCUUCCUCAGCGUCCUGCACUACAUCCCCGACGUCCCUUACGAGGUUGCCAGUAAGGUUAUUGGCUUGCUCAACAAUGCCGGAAGGAUCAUGGAGGAGGCUAGUGUCAUGGAGGAGCAAGCUCCUAUGGAUCCCCGCUUUAUGGGCAUUCCCGAGCAGUUCGCCAUUACGGAGGACAUUAUCCACGAGAAGCCAAUGCCUUCCUUCACAGGUGACUCAGCCGUUGAAGGACAAAAGCCACUGUCAGGCGAUGGUGGCUCUAGGAAGGAGCCCGUUCUGGUCGAAGGGUAUACGACAAGGGAUGACAUUGGCGAUGAUGGCGAUGAUGCUGUCCACUCUGCCAUUAACUUCUAUGUCGUACCUAAUUGUAUCCAGGCUGAGGUUGGGUUUUCACCCAAGGAGGAUGAUGAGAAGCCUGAAAAAGUCGAUCUCGUUUUCUUUGACUUCAUCCAGCCAUGGGUCAUGGUUGCGCUGAAGAUUUCUGGAGGUGAUUACACUAAUGAUGAUGUCAAGAGUUAUGUCGAUGGGACUUUUACGGAGUUGAUGGCCGGCUGGAUCAAGGAGAACUGGCCGCUCUGCUGA
Sordaria macrospora k-hell is the source of this 1899-nucleotide messenger RNA. RefSeq lists its product as uncharacterized. Gene Ontology annotation, cellular component: cytosol. NCBI's taxonomy places the organism in Eukaryota, Fungi, Ascomycota, Sordariomycetes, Sordariales, Sordariaceae. Gene Ontology annotation, biological process: nucleotide catabolic process. Gene Ontology annotation, molecular function: hydrolase activity. The record is from RefSeq and is a predicted model, not a curated record.